Molecule: messenger RNA, 2936 nt
Organism: Galendromus occidentalis (western predatory mite)
Lineage: Eukaryota; Metazoa; Arthropoda; Arachnida; Mesostigmata; Phytoseiidae
Product: xenotropic and polytropic retrovirus receptor 1
Exons: 12
Coding region: 127-2256 (709 amino acids)
Biological process (GO): phosphate ion transport; cellular response to phosphate starvation
Cellular component (GO): Golgi apparatus; plasma membrane; cytoplasm
Molecular function (GO): inositol hexakisphosphate binding; phosphate transmembrane transporter activity
Source: RefSeq, a predicted model, not a curated record
UUGUUCUAUGAGAGAGAAGUAAAGUGGAGGAGCUGGUUGGAGGAAGUGACCAGUGGAGUACCAUGUGCUUACGGUGAAGCGGUCCCGUUCGGUUGCCGUGUAUUGGCUCCAGAACAGAAGGGCAAUAUGAAGUUUACUGAGCACCUCGCAGCGCACAUAACGCCGGAAUGGCGGAAACAGUACAUCCUCUACGAGGAGAUGAAGACCAAAUUGUACGAUGCGAUCGAGAGAGCUCCAUCCGCAGAAGUUGUGGAAGUGAGCAUAAUCGAAAGAUACCUGGCAAACUUCGACGAGGACUUCUUGCAGUAUUGCGAUAAGGAGCUGUCGAAAAUCAAUACCUUUUACGCCGAAAAACUGGCCGAAGCCACUCGGAAGUUCAGUAACCUCAAAGCUGAACUCUACAAUUACGUAACCAAAGUAGAAGGAGGACACAGCAAGUUCGACCAGAAACGCAAACAGGCGGCAAGCGUGGCGCUAACGACGCUGGCCGCUCCCUUCGAUCGGAAAGCCAAGGAAGUCAAAUCGCACACUCGGAAACUUCACGACUUGAAGCUCGCCUUCUCAGAGUUUUAUCUCUCGCUGAUACUCCUCCAAAACUAUCAGAAUCUCAACUUCACAGGAUUCAGAAAGAUACUGAAGAAACACGAUAAGCUGUUAGGAACGAAUUCCGGUGCACAAUGGCGUCAGACCUACGUCGAGACGGCCACAUUCUACACGAACAAAGACAUCGACAAGAUCAUUCAGGAGGUCGAAACUCUCGUAACGAGUCAGCUAGAAGGAGGCGAUCGACAGAAAGCCAUGAAACGAUUGCGAGUACCCCCACUCAACGAUCAACAAUCUCCUUGGAUCACCUUCAAAGUGGGGUUCUUUCUCGGCGCGUGCCUCAUCCUCAUGAUCGCGGUCGCGCUGUCGGCAGUUUACACUCAGACUCGGAAUGACUGGAGGGUUGUCUUCAGGCUGUACAGAGGGAGCUUUCUCGUUGUGAUCUUCCUCUUCCUGAUCGGCAUCAAUGUCUACGGCUGGAGGACCUCGGGGGUGAACCACGUUCUCAUUUUCGAACUCGAUCCGCGGAACCAUCUGAGCGAACAACAUCUCAUGGAAAUGGCUGCCAUUUUCGGCGUAUUAUGGACUGUCUCGGUUCUUGCGUUCUUAUACUCACAGUCGCUAGGUAUUCCAACGUAUGCCAACCCAUUGGCACUCGUAUUGUUCAUGUUGAUUUUUCUCCUGAAUCCCACUCAGACGUUGCGUCACAAUGCCAGAUUCUGGCUACUAAGAGUUCUGGGUCGGAUAUUCGCCGCUCCGUUUUUUUACGUGAACUUCGCCGAUUUCUGGCUGGCUGAUCAAUUGAACUCCCUCGUUCCGAUCUUCACUGAUGCGCAGUACUUCGUGUGUUUUUUCGCAACGGACUUCAACUGGAUGGAGAACACGGGUAAAGAAGUGCCUUCACUGAUCUCGCUCGAAGAAGAUGCGUUCAAAUGCAUGAAAAGUCCUGCGAACAUCAUCUUGAGACCCAUGCUGUCCUGUCUACCGGCGUGGUUUCGUUUCGCGCAGUGUCUGCGACGAUAUCGGGAUACUAAGGAAGCGUUCCCCCAUUUAGUCAACGCGGGGAAAUACUCAACUACGUUUUUCACGAUAACAUUCUCUACAUUAUUCAAUCUUUACAAAUCCGAGUACGAUAAUUUGGGCUCGAAUCCAUUUUUCUACUUGUGGGUCAUAUCGAUGAUUGUUUCUUCGUGCUACACAUAUACGUGGGACAUUCGGAUGGAUUGGGGUCUGUUCGACGCCAACGCAGGGGAGAACCGCUUUCUUCGCGAGGAGAUCGUCUACUCGAGCGUAUGGUAUUAUUACGUUGCGAUCGUAGCAGAUCUACUCUUGAGGUUCGGUUGGACCCUCUCUCUGUCACUCACCGAAUUGGGAUUGAUACACGCAGAUCUCAUGCUGACGAUUCUCUCACCUCUAGAGGUUUUCAGACGUUUCGUUUGGAAUUUCUUCCGUUUGGAAAAUGAGCAUCUGAACAAUUGCGGUAAAUUCAGAGCUGUCCGUGACAUCAGUGUUGCCCCCUUGGACAGUUUCGAGAGGGGCUCGUCCGGGGGAGUGAAUCCCGAAAUGCUUAUACGCAUGAUGGACGAGCCGAACGGGGUCAUUAACAGAGGCAAUCCUUCGGGGAAAACCAAGAAGAAGAACAAGAAAAACAAAGGAAACGCGGCAGAGACCCGACUGUUGCUGGAGGACUCUGAUGGUCACACGGACUGUUGAUCGGACCCUAAAGCCGAUUUCAUCUCAUCUGUCAUCUUGUGAAACCUUGUAAAGAACCAUCUCCAUCGAGUUGGAGAUCGAGUCAUGCACGGCCGUGCGUCUCGACUCCGACAGAAUCCAACCUAGACAAUCUCUGCGCAUCUUCCCUAACUUCAGGGUCCCACUCACUGGGCGCGAGGAAGGUCGACUCGAUAGUCCAUGGUUGAGAUACGCCCGUGACGAAUCCCGUGUUCAUUUAGUACAAAUGCAGAGCGACACUCGCUCCAAUCAGUUUCGAAUUCUAGCUAUCGAAGUUCCCUUCUGAGUAUCUCGUUCAAUCUUUUUCCGCAUGUUACGAUUGUCCUUGGUUCGAGAUUCUCUCAGGAAUCUAUUGUUUCACUUCGAAGAUCGCGGGUACAAUUAAUGUGAUGGCGACGAUGCUCUCGGAAGUUCAGGUGCAAUCAGUGCGGCAAAGUACUCAAUACCCGGAGAGCUGUUCUAUUCCCGGUAUGACCUUAUAUUUACUCUAAGGUAUCAGGAUAUCGGCUGAGUGUUUCUUUUUUCAUUGGCCGAGCGUGUUCAUUGAACUAUUCGGAAGCUUCUCGGGCUGAGCGACCCUUGAUGUCUCCUUCCGUUCGAAUGAAGAAUCAUUCACUUUCUUAUGAUGAAGUGCAAUUAGGAGAGACCACCGCGAGGAAACU